Osmerus eperlanus (European smelt) is the source of this 1215-nucleotide messenger RNA. RefSeq lists its product as uncharacterized. The transcript has 6 exons. The coding region runs from base 196 to 933 and encodes 245 amino acids. NCBI's taxonomy places the organism in Eukaryota, Metazoa, Chordata, Actinopteri, Osmeriformes, Osmeridae. The record is from RefSeq and is a predicted model, not a curated record.
AAUGCAAUUCAAAAUUCAGAGACACUUUUGGGGUAUAAUGGGGUUACAAGACACUGUUUGAUACAAUUCUGUAUUUUCUUAUCAGAUCCAUUUAAGUCCAGCACAGGCAAUGUGUCAAACGAGUUUGACACCCAGAUUACUCCGUCAGGAUGGACGUUCUCUAUCUGGGGGGUGAUCUACGCUUGGUUGACGCUCAUGUUGGCCUACAUCCUCUCUGGUCUCUGCCGAAAAAAUGCCUAUGGGUGGGUGUACUGCAGUCCUUCGGUGUUGCCAUACGGCUUCUUUGCGUCCUGGAUCCUGAACAUGGGUCUAAAUAUUGGGUGGUUACUACUGUGGGACAGAACGUACAUGAUACCAGCUUUGAUUUUUUUGUUUCUGGUUGCCUGCUCAAACUAUUCUACGAUAUUCUUCACCUGUCACGGACUGCACAUCUAUGGUGCCUGGCUCAACAAGUACCACAAAGUAGACCUCUGGCUAAUCCGUGCAUUAGUUCAGAAUGCCUUGUCCACCUACACAACUUGGACAACCAUUGCUACCUUGAUCAACCUGACCAUUGUAAUGAACUAUGAUGGAAGUCUGUCUGCAACGGAUGCUGCAACUGUAUCUCUCUCUAUUCUGACUGUGGUGUUGGUUGUUUGGUUUGUUCUGGAGAACUUUGUUUUAGACAAACACAUGCGCUACAUCCUCACGAUCUACCCAGUUGUGAUUGUGGCCCUGGCUGGGAACUUGACAAAGAACUAUGAUCCAUCUUCUCCCAGUCGCAAUGCUGUCUUCGAGGCUGUGCUGAUGGGUUUGACCUGUUUCCUGUUCGUCGUAAGGAUUGGGUUGGUGGUGUGGAGGCACAUCAAGAACCCCCUGUACAAACACGUCAGCCCAGGUGAAGCGGUUUCUCCAAUGGAGAUUGCAGAAAAGACAAAGAAAAUACUUCUUUAGUGUUCGUUUGAAACAUGUUUUUUAAGAACACUCUUAACUUGUUAAACUGCAUGCUCUUAUGGUUCUUCCCUUUGGCACUUAUUUGGUUUCCACAAUGUAUGCUUCAUGUUUUGGCUGCUCGCAAUGUUUGGGGCUAUCUCGUUGUUAUGAUCAGUGACCUAUGCUCUUUUGUAAAGCUCUCUCUUGGAAGUCGCUUUGGAUAAAAGCAUCUGCUAAAUGCAUAAAUGUAAAUGUAAAAUGAUUGAAUGAUGCAUUUGUAAAUUGUAAUUUUGUAAAUAGUUU